AUGUUCUUCAGGUCCAUGCCGGCCAUGGUGGCCCACGGCACACACCACGAGGACUUUCUUCUGGGCCUCCUGCUGAUGCCAGCAAAUGUGCCACAGUGCUGGUUGUUUGGUGACCUUCUGUGUUCUCUCUUUAGGUUUAUGUCCUUCAUCAUUUACACUGCCUCAGUAGGAAGCAUGGUGCUUAUAUCAGUUGACCGCUAUGUGGCUAUUUGUGACCCUCUGCAUUACACCACCAGAAUCACUGUGAAUAGAGUUAAAGUCUGUGUUUGUCUUUUAUGGUUUGCUGUUACAAAGCAGAUUUCAGUGACUAAAACAGUAAAGAAAUCUGAGCUGAAAGCAGCCAGGACUCUUGGUGUUUUGGUAGUUGUGUUUCUAUUGUGUUUCACACCAUCUUUCUUUGCAGGUCUGAGUGGGUACAAAUUCAUGAAUAAUUCAACUAUAUACUUUAUUGUGUAUCUGUACUAUUUGAACUCUUGUCUAAACCCGUUGAUUUAUGCCUUGUUUUACCCCUGGUUCAGAAAAACAGUUAAACACAUUGUUACUCUUCAGAUACUGCAGCCUCCCAACGAUGUGUAUCCCACCUCUCACCUAAUGUCAGCUGGGAUCGACUCCAGAGUGUGGAUAAGCCUGAAGGAGAAUGGAUGA
Molecule: messenger RNA, 645 nt
Organism: Centropristis striata (black sea bass)
Lineage: Eukaryota; Metazoa; Chordata; Actinopteri; Perciformes; Serranidae
Product: trace amine-associated receptor 3-like
Exons: 4
Coding region: 1-645 (214 amino acids)
Biological process (GO): G protein-coupled receptor signaling pathway
Cellular component (GO): membrane
Molecular function (GO): trace-amine receptor activity
Source: RefSeq, a predicted model, not a curated record